Molecule: messenger RNA, 695 nt
Organism: Trifolium pratense (red clover)
Lineage: Eukaryota; Viridiplantae; Streptophyta; Magnoliopsida; Fabales; Fabaceae
Product: non-specific lipid-transfer protein-like
Exons: 2
Coding region: 90-440 (116 amino acids)
Biological process (GO): lipid transport
Cellular component (GO): membrane
Molecular function (GO): lipid binding
Source: RefSeq, a predicted model, not a curated record
CAUUACACUCACCAAACAAACAAACAAACCAAGAAAACAAAACCUCCAAACCAAAACAAAAACACAUUUAAUUUUCUUUUAAGAAAACAAUGGCAAGCAUGAAGGUAGCAUGUGUAGUUUUGUUGAUGUGCAUGGUAAUUGCACCUAUAGCAGAAGCUGGAAUCUCAUGUGGAACUGUAAAUGGUGCUCUUGCUCAAUGCAUUCCUUACCUUAAAGGUGGUCCUGGUCCUUCUCCAGCAUGUUGUGCUGGAGUUAAGAGACUCAACGCUGCCGCCGCAACUACACCUGAUCGUCAGGCUGCUUGUAACUGCCUGAAAAAUGCUGCUGGUGCUAUUUCUGGUUUGAAUACUAACAACGCAGGUGCUCUUCCUGGUAAAUGUGGUGUUAACAUUCCUUACAAGAUCAGUACCUCCACCAACUGUGCUACCAUCAGGGCUUGAAGAUGAUGACAUUGCAGAUGCAUGAUUAUGGAAAGUUGUCACUAUAUAUGAAAGUGCAUUUUAAUACUAUUAAGAAUAAGAAUGAGAGUGAUGGAGGCUCAUGUUAUAUGUGGCCCUAUCUUCUUGUAUACCAUACUCUAUUUGAUAUAUAGUCUUUUACUGUGUUGUUUUAUGAAUUACAUAGUGAAAUAUUUUAAUUUGGUUUUUACCUAUGUAUCUGAUUUCUCUUAUUUAAUGUCAGUUUUUAAAUAUCCA